Paramecium octaurelia is the source of this 1329-nucleotide messenger RNA. The record is from the annotation of a GenBank genome assembly. NCBI's taxonomy places the organism in Eukaryota, Ciliophora, Oligohymenophorea, Peniculida, Parameciidae.
UUUAAAAACAAUAUGUCAAUGUCAAAAAGAAGUGAAAAACUAAGUUAAAAACAAGUUGAGAAUAAAUGGAUUGAUAAAGUAGUCUGUAAAAACUAUAAAAUCAUAAGUCCAUUAAAUUCAGGUUUAAAUUCUUAUUCAUUUAGUAGGCUCUUUCGGUCAUAUCUACUUGGCAAUCCAUCAGGUCAAGUAAGAAUAUUAUGCAGUCAAGAUUUUAUCUACAGGGAAAAAUCCAAUUCUUGCUCAAUCAGUCAAGAAUGAAGUAGACGUGCUUUAUAAAUUAAAUGGGCGUAUUGGAUUUCCUCGCUUAUAUUAUUUUAUAUAGAAUGGAACUGAAAACUUCAUAGUGUAAACUUCACUAGGGUAGAACUUGUACUAAUUGCUAAUGCAAACUCCAAAAAAAGUGUUCUCCUUAAAAACUGUUCUGAUGUUCCUAGAUUAGGCAAUAGAAAGAUUGCAAUAUUUACAUAUGAAUGAUUACAUACAUCGAGAUAUCAAACCAGAAAAUUUCAUGACGGGUUUAAAGGAAGAUGAGAUUUACCUUAUCGAUUUUGGAUUUACAUCGAAAUAUCGAGAAUAAGGUUAGCACAUAGAAAGAUAGAAGAACGAAAAUAUCGUUGGAACUCCUAGGUAUUUGAAUGAUUAACUUUGAUAAGCCUAGAUUUUGCCCAAUUUGUUCUCAUUUGAGUUUGUCUUAAAACAGAGCUAGCGAUUUAGAAAGUUUAGGAUAUUUAGCCAUUUACUUUUUGAAAGGAUCAUUACCAUGGAUGCACAUACAUGCAGAAACCCCAGAAGAGAAAAUAAAAUUGAUUGGACAGAAAAAGAUGAAUACAUCAAUUGAAGAAUUAUGGUAUUUAACAAUAUAAUACAAAUAGUUUUGGAUUGCCAAAAACAUUUGAAGAUUAUUUUAAAUAUAUCUAAAACAUCUCAUUUGAUGGAGAUCCUAAUUAUGAUUACAUUUAAUAAUCUUUUAAAAAAUUGUAUUAAACAUUAGGAUAUCCAUUCGAUCAAAAGUUUGAUUGGACCAAAGAGGAAAUCAGAAAUUCUCAAGAUAACGAAAAAAAUACAAAAUAACUAUAGUUUUUGGAAGUUGGUAGGAAAUCUUUUACAGCAGAUGUUAAUAUUGAAGAAAUACCAUCACAAAUCUAAAAAAAGUAAUAUCUUCUUUUUAUCAUUAGAAAAAUAGAGAGAAUCCAUCAUCUCAAAAUUUAUGAAGAUUUAUUCUUGACUACUGACUUACAACAGGAUGAAAUCUAAGAAUUUGAACCAGGACUUACAUUGUUCGAGAGAAUGCAAUAGAUAAAUAAAUAAAAUUUAAAGAAAUAAAAAUGA